GAACGAGAUGCGACUUCUACUGCUGCCGGCCGGGGUGCUCGUGCUCCUGCUGUUCCUGCUCCGACUGCCCCUGCCCGGGGACGGAGCGGGUCGGGUGAUAUACUUUAACCAGCUGAAAGAGAACCAGACCCUCCAGGCGGGCAAGAAUGCGACGGACAGGCUCGGCAAGGGCAUGCUCUUCGAUGUGGGACGGGGCAACUGCCAUCGAGGGUACAUGCACGAUCAUCAUGGCCGCUGUCGGAGGAUUGUCUAGGCCCAUGCCCAAAUCAGUGAUGUCUACGCCUUAUUUUUAUUGUUUUUGUUUUGUGUAGAGAUUAAAGUGAAAAGAAAUGAAAACCCAAUACAAGCCGCUUUCAUAAACAAA
Drosophila persimilis is the source of this 364-nucleotide messenger RNA. RefSeq lists its product as uncharacterized. Bases 8 to 253 code for a protein of 81 amino acids. The transcript is spliced from 2 exons. NCBI's taxonomy places the organism in Eukaryota, Metazoa, Arthropoda, Insecta, Diptera, Drosophilidae. The record is from RefSeq and is a predicted model, not a curated record.